Saccostrea echinata is the source of this 915-nucleotide messenger RNA. RefSeq names its product neuromedin-B receptor-like. Gene Ontology annotation, biological process: neuropeptide signaling pathway. Lineage: Eukaryota; Metazoa; Mollusca; Bivalvia; Ostreida; Ostreidae. The transcript has 2 exons. Gene Ontology annotation, molecular function: G protein-coupled peptide receptor activity. The coding region runs from base 1 to 915 and encodes 304 amino acids. Gene Ontology annotation, cellular component: membrane. The record is from RefSeq and is a predicted model, not a curated record.
AUGAUGAAUUCAAGUGGCAGAGCUGUUGACACACAGAACAUCCAGUAUGAUCCAGUAGACGUUGGUACCAAACCCUCCAUUGUAUUUCUUGUCUUUCUCAUGGUCAUUGGUACUGUAGCCAACGGUCAUGUUUUCGGAAUCUUUCUUUAUCGUUAUAAAAGUAGGUCAACAUAUGUCACCUUCGUUCUUGCCCUUGCUUUAAUUGACCUGCUCAUCUGUGUUUGUGAUCUUCCAUUAGAAAUAUUGGAUCUGAGUUACCCGUAUAACUUUUUUAGUGAGGUAGGAUGUAAACUUUACAAGGUAGUGAGUGCAACAUUGAUUUUAAGCUCUGUAUUUACUUUGACUCUCUUGUCACGUGAUCGUUUUAAAAGAAUUCGCCAUCCUUUAAAUCCACAAUGGUCGAAUUCCACAUGUAGACGGUAUAUAGGAGCAGUGAUAUUGCUAUCAUUCAUUCUCUCUGCUCCUGUAAUUUACAUCCAUGGUCUACAUGUGGUGAAAAUCUCUGACGGUACUGAAGUCGAAAAGUGUUUCUUUGAAGACGACAUUGACGAAAAAUUAAACCUUCCUUUAAAUUUCAAGGGAACGAGGAAGGUUUCCGGAAGAUUAAGAUCAAUGAAUGUGGUACCAAAAAUUCAGAAGAAGAGAAAAGUGUUACUUGGCAAUCAUCGCUCAACAGUUAUCAUGUUUAUUAUAACUUCCAUCUUCAUUUUCGUCUUCCUACCUUAUCUUGUGCUAGGGGUAUUUUUAUGUUUAAAAGAAAACUUUAAAGAUAACAUGAACGAGGUAGAAUUAAGUGUAUAUCGUCUUUCGAUGCGACUCAUGUUUGUUAACAACAUUGUAAAUUGUUUUGUGUAUGGUAUUUUCGAUCCCAGAUUCAAAAAGGUCUGUAAAGAAUUUUAUAAAACUUGCUUCUGA